Messenger RNA from Uranotaenia lowii, 1188 nucleotides. RefSeq lists its product as uncharacterized. Lineage: Eukaryota; Metazoa; Arthropoda; Insecta; Diptera; Culicidae. The coding region runs from base 1 to 1188 and encodes 395 amino acids. The record is from RefSeq and is a predicted model, not a curated record. The transcript has 3 exons.
AUGGAAGACGUCGACUUCAACGAUUUGAAAGAGCAAGAGCGACAACUUAAACGGACCAUCCACGGUGUAGCGAGGUUCGUUGAAGGCUUUUCGAUGGAACGACACGAAAACCAGAUCGACGUUCGAAGACCUCGAAUUUCAAAAGAAACCGAAGGCCAGCGGGAGAAACGAGUGAGAGCCAAAAUCGCCAAGCGUGAAGCAGAGUUUGAUGAGGCAGCGUCCCAGAUUGAGGAGGUCUACUGCGCAGCGAAAUCUUCCCUGAUAACCUUCAAGCAACAAAAGUCAGUCGAAGAGUCAGUUUCAUCCACAAGUUCGGUGAUGUCACGCGUGAAGCUUCCAGAAAUUCAGCUGCCGAAUUUCAGUGGAAAAAUUCGAGACUGGGUCACCUUCCGCGACAUGUUCCAGAGUCUCAUACACAACAACGGUCAGCUUUCCCCAAUCGACAAAUUUAGCUACUUGAGGUCAUCGGUGACGGACGAAGCGCUCCAAGAAAUCGGCUCAAUAGAAAUCACUGCGGCAAACUACCAAGUGGCAUGGAGUUUACUAGAAAAGCGGUAUGAGGACAAAAAGCUUAUUGUUAAGGCUCAUCUAGAUGCACUUUUUGCAAUUGAACCUAUUCGUCGGGAGAACAGCGAGUCCUUGAAUCGCCUCAUCAGUGACUUCGACAAGAACCUACAGAUGUUGGACAAGAUUGGGGAAAAUACCGAAAGUUGGUCGACGUUGUUGGCGCACAUGAUCUGCAUGCGUCUGGAUCCCGUAACACUUCGGCAGUGGGAAACGCAUCACAAUUCGAAGGAAGUGCCAACCUAUUUCAACCUGAUGAACUUCCUCCGAGAUCAGUGUUUGGUUCUACAAUCUCUUGUCACUAACACUUUGUCAGAGCAUCAGCAUCCAAGAUUCACGAGAGCACCGGAUCCACAGUAUCGACGGUUUAGAAGCUCGCCUCAGCCAGAUUAUCGACGAAGCGGCAAUAACUACAACAACGGAUACUCGGUAAGGUGUCAACUUCUGGUCGAAGAUCGACGGGUUGACACAUUGAUCAGUGGUCAUCGGUCGGACAAGAAACGCCCAAACAUUCGAAUUACAACCUCUGGUCGAAAGUCGACAGGUUGUGAUAUCGACUACGCAUUGUUAGAAUCGUUUAGACCCUACUUCCCUGCGCUAGCUCAACAGGGGAACUUUGGAUGA